GCAAGAACCUCACUUGAGCAAAGCCAACUCCCAGCUGUGGGAUCUUUUGAGCUCCAUGUGUGUGCUUCGAAUUUGGUCGAUAAUGCACAACUAACUGACUACCUAGGUAGUUCGUCGCAACGGCUAGUCUAGGUAUUUUUGACGAAUAUUUAUCACCCACACUCCAUAAAAUGGCCUCCAAUGGCGUAUCCCCAGAUACCCAGUAUCCCUCUGUCAAUAUUUCCAAAGACAAUUCGAUUACAAGACAUGGAUUCAAAAUAACAACUCAAAAACUCCCAAUACUCAAAGCUGGUCCAAUCGAUGAGAUGACUACAAAAUUGGGCAUUGCGCCUCCGGAGAUGAUCUUUGGCGACAACCACGCCACAAUCGAGCACCAACCCUCGGGGUGGAAACUGGAUUUCAACGCUUUUGAUGCCUUGGACCGCGUGGACAAAACUGGGGAGACAAUGCUAAAGGUGGCUUAUUCGAAAGAGUGGCAGCAGAGCAGAGAAAACACGCAUGAAGGAAUUAAAGAAGUAGUCAAACCGUUCGAUUGGUCCUAUAGCACGGAUUACAAAGGCACUCUCUCUCCGGGGUCGAAGCCAUUCGAAUCGUCCUCAUCCCCUAUUCCUAUUGAGCUCCUAAAGCGACCAGAUCCUAUCCUCUUUUUCGACGAAGUAAUGCUAUACGAGGAUGAGUUGGCAGAUAACGGUAUUGCUAUGUUAUCUUGCAAGAUUCGUGUCAUGCCUUCUCGCCUUCUGCUUCUCUCACGGUUUUUCAUGCGGCUGGAUAAUGUACUGGUUCGCCUAAGAGAUACUAGAAUAUAUGUCGACUUUGAAACGCGGGAGGUGAUUCGGGAGUAUCAAGCAAAAGAGGAGGAGUAUGAUACCGUGAGACAGCGCCUAGCCAGCUCGCGGGAAGAUAUUCCAGCCGUCAUGCGAGACCCAAAUAAACUCUCCGAUUUAUUACCCAAGGUGGACACAAGCUUGGAACAUGUUUUCGUUGGAACCUGAUAUGUAUACCUUUGGUAUCCCUCUGCCCUCCUGUUAAAGUAUCGCAUACCCGCACGCCCUCUUGCUAUAUCAUGACAUGCAACGAAUAUACCCGAGGCAAACAACAAUACAUUGCCGCUGUACAGGCGAUGAUCACUAUAUCAAGUAUCUUAGAGUAUUCCUUCUUGGAAGCUGCAAAUGGGCUACCCCCCCGAACUUGGGUAUAGGGGGCCAGCCGGUAGGAACCUGCUACAUGUACCUUAUCGUCGUCUCUUCGUCCUUUCUCUAUCCCUCCUAGAAGCUGCAGCAAUGUAGUGUCGAUACUGAGUCUCAUACGUUGUCCUACGAAUAUGUAGUGCAAUAUGGGAUAUCGGAUAGGACGUUCACUAAUAUAUGCGCUGAAUGACGC
Messenger RNA from Histoplasma capsulatum G186AR, 1380 nucleotides. RefSeq lists its product as uncharacterized. The record is from RefSeq and is a predicted model, not a curated record. The transcript is spliced from 3 exons. Lineage: Eukaryota; Fungi; Ascomycota; Eurotiomycetes; Onygenales; Ajellomycetaceae. Bases 171 to 992 code for a protein of 273 amino acids. Gene Ontology annotation, biological process: TOR signaling. Gene Ontology annotation, cellular component: cytosol.